UGCGCGGGAUAAAGACAGUGAAGUCAACGAGCCACAACAGUUGUCGCGGUUGAGUGUUGCAAACGAAUUGCGUGUAAACGCUGCAUUGCUGAAGUAUUGAGCCUGGUUCAUUUUGUUGCUGCCCGAAGACAGUUGUAAUUGCUCGAAAAACACAUCCGCCCGUUGUUUUAACAAAGAGGGGCAGAGUUCCGGCCAGAACCGUUGUGAGAAUGAGGCCACAUGUAGUUCUAUUCGCUUGUCUAGCCGUGCCUUGCCUAUUGCUGGCCCAGAUAGUCAGCUGUGCCCCCGUUUACGAUGGAAACAACCAGAUUCAGCCAUUUGACACGGACGACUGGACGGGGGGCGACGCCCUCGGCGACCAAGACUUUAUGAUGGAGACCGAAAAGAGAGACAGACCGAAUAGGCGCGAAGUUACAUACUGUAUGGACUGGAUCCACAACACCUGGAGACCAUGCAGGGGAAGAAAAGCUGGCUAAAUGAUUCCAUC
This is a messenger RNA of Asterias rubens (European starfish), 487 nucleotides long. RefSeq lists its product as uncharacterized. NCBI's taxonomy places the organism in Eukaryota, Metazoa, Echinodermata, Asteroidea, Forcipulatida, Asteriidae. The transcript is spliced from 4 exons. Bases 210 to 476 code for a protein of 88 amino acids. The record is from RefSeq and is a predicted model, not a curated record.